GCCCCACUAUGUUUUGCAAACAAGUCAACAAAAAUUGUCCUGGCUGGUGAUAAGCAACAGGUUGGACCUCAACUACUUGUUCUUGGUGAUCAACCACGAAAAGAAGGAUUUUCAAUCUCUCUGCUAGAGCGGUUGGAGAAUGAAUACAACAAUUUUGGAAUUAGCGCAGAUUCCUAUAUUGCCAGACUGGAAACUAAUUUUCGAUGUCAUCCUGACAUUCUCCACUUAGCCGGAAAAUUAUUUUACAAUUGUUCACUAAAGUCUGAUGUAAAACCUGAGUCAACACACCCAGAUGCACCUUUCCCAUUGGUCUUUAUAUGUUCAGAUAUUAUUCAUCCCCAUCCAAGUGAAAAUCCUAUCAACGAAUUAGAAGCUAAAAUUGUUGUUGAACAACUUAAAAAGUUUGGUUCAGGAUGGCCACAGGAUUGUUGGGGAGCCAAGUUAGAUCCAUCACAGAUUUGCCUGAUGAGCCCCAGUAGGACACAGCUGAAUAAAAUUGAUGAAACUCUUGUUAGAGAUGAAAUGAUGGUUUCAAAAGUACUACAAAAAGUUGAAAGAUGCCCUUCCUAUAAUGUG
Geodia barretti is the source of this 576-nucleotide messenger RNA. The record is from the annotation of a GenBank genome assembly. NCBI's taxonomy places the organism in Eukaryota, Metazoa, Porifera, Demospongiae, Tetractinellida, Geodiidae.